CCCAUGUCGUCCCCUCCCAUCAAUGACCAAGGGCCAGUGGAAAGGCAAAGUUGCCUGUAUUUUAUGAGAAUGUUGUGUUAUGGAGACACUCCUGAAAGGGGCCAGAGUUAUCCACUGAUCCCCGAUCAUCCAGUAUCUGCCCAAAAGUGUAAAUGCCAACCCCGCUCCAAGAUGGGAGAUCUAACAUCCUGCCCUCAUGAAUCACCUCAGGGUUACCAAAAACUGGCAGCAAGAGACAAGAAUCUGGACGUUUAUCUGUGGUGA
This is a messenger RNA of Austrofundulus limnaeus, 264 nucleotides long. RefSeq lists its product as uncharacterized. Gene Ontology annotation, molecular function: insulin receptor binding; phosphatidylinositol 3-kinase binding. Lineage: Eukaryota; Metazoa; Chordata; Actinopteri; Cyprinodontiformes; Rivulidae. Gene Ontology annotation, cellular component: plasma membrane; cytosol. Gene Ontology annotation, biological process: insulin receptor signaling pathway. The record is from RefSeq and is a predicted model, not a curated record.